Closterium sp. NIES-65 is the source of this 582-nucleotide messenger RNA. Lineage: Eukaryota; Viridiplantae; Streptophyta; Zygnematophyceae; Desmidiales; Closteriaceae. The record is from the annotation of a GenBank genome assembly.
AUGUACCUCACACUGUACCACCUUGUCACCCGCCUCCCUGACUCCCUUCGCACUGUCAGGGACCAGUUUCUUGCCCUCUCCCCCACUGACCUCACUGUCGACCUCCUCGAGAAGGAACUCCUAGCAAGUGAGAAGAGCAUUGUAGCUGUAGGUGCCUCUCGUGGUGACCCCCGCACCCCCUUCUUUGAGGGGUGCUCCCCCUCCCCCCUCCUCCCCUCCAUUGCAUCUGCUGCUGCUGUCGACUACCUCGGAGCUGAGGGGGUCGGGGCCGCGUCUGCUCCUAGUGAGAGGCGCAAGGGCGGUAGGGGCAAGGGGGGCAGGGGUGGUGGAGGUGGAGGCGGGGGUGGCAGCGGUGGAGGGGGUGGGGGGGGCGGGGGUGGUGGCGGAAGUGGGAGUGGCGCGGGUGGUGGGGGGGUCAGUGGCGGCAUAGGGAGUGGUGGCGGCGGCGGCGGUGGUGGGGGUGGUGGGGGCGGUGGUGGCAGUGGUGGCGGCGGUGGAGCGGGUGGCGGGCGCGGUGGAGCGGUGCAGCGUGGGGGGUUCGGCGGUGGCCAGAGGCAGCAGCAGCAGCAUCCCGCUCCCUAG